AUGUCUUCCUCACAGGCUCCACUGACUUUCAAGGAUGUGGCUAUAAACUUUUCAAAGGAGGAGUGGGAAUGUCUGGACUCUGCUCAGAGGACUUUGUACAGAAAUGUCAUGCUGGAGACCUACAACAACCUGGUUUCUGUGGGCAUUUUUGUUUCAAAAGCAGAUUUGUUAACAUGUCUUGAACAAAACAAAGAACCCUGGAUUGAUGAUAAAGAGGACAUAGAAGAAAAAGAACAAGGGAACAUGAGACAUUGCCGGCAUUUUGGGGUAGAGUCCACUCAGCAGCCAACUGCGAGCUCUGCACUUACUGAGCUCUUGAUUCGCAGACUCUAUGCCUGCUGGAGACGUCCAUUUUGCAACGAGACCCUGUCUACUUCUAUUGUCCAGCAGGUAUUAACAUUAAGAAAAGCACAACUGCAGGACAGAGGCUCAAACCAUGUCCCUGGUUUCCAGAAAUUGUAG
Molecule: messenger RNA, 462 nt
Organism: Acomys russatus (golden spiny mouse)
Lineage: Eukaryota; Metazoa; Chordata; Mammalia; Rodentia; Muridae
Product: zinc finger protein 724-like
Exons: 4
Coding region: 1-462 (153 amino acids)
Biological process (GO): regulation of DNA-templated transcription
Source: RefSeq, a predicted model, not a curated record